Messenger RNA from Doryrhamphus excisus (bluestripe pipefish), 3372 nucleotides. RefSeq names its product insulin receptor substrate 2-like. Gene Ontology annotation, molecular function: insulin receptor binding; phosphatidylinositol 3-kinase binding. Gene Ontology annotation, biological process: insulin receptor signaling pathway. NCBI's taxonomy places the organism in Eukaryota, Metazoa, Chordata, Actinopteri, Syngnathiformes, Syngnathidae. The record is from RefSeq and is a predicted model, not a curated record. Gene Ontology annotation, cellular component: cytosol; plasma membrane.
CGCGUCACGUGUUGUUUUUCUCCACAACUGGAUCACUCGGACGCCAGUUUUGACCGCAGCUUUGCUGUCCAACGCGGCGGACAUGUUUGACACGGACUGAAUGACGACGCCGUCGCUUUUACAGCUUUUAUCUUUAACUUUGCGUGGCCGGGAUUGAGAUAUUUUUAUUUUACGGGACAGCAAUGGCAAGUCCACCGGGGACGGCGGGACACCUGUUAUCUAAUGGCGUGAAAAAGUGCGGCUACCUACGGAAACACAAACACGGACACCGGCGCUUUUUUGUGCUCAGAGAGCCGGCGGAGGGAUCUCCAGCCCGGCUGGAGUACUACGACAGCGAGAAGAAAUGGCGGAGCAAGGGCGCCGCCAAACGGAUCAUCGGCUUGGACUCCUGCCUCUGCGUCAACAAGCGGGCGGACGCCAAACACAAACACCUGAUCGCCCUCUACACCAAGGACGAGUACUUCGCCGUGGCCGCGGACUGCGAGCAGGACCAGGAGAGCUGGUACGUCGUUCUGACGGACCUUCUGACCGAGGGCAGGAUGUACGACAGCCCCGCUUGCACUUCCUCUUUGGUGGGCUUCGAAGAGGCCAGCUACGGACUGGUCGCCCCUGCAGCCUACAAGGAGGUAUGGCAGGUCAAUUUAAAAUCCAAAGGUCUGGGUCAGGUGAAAAACCUAACAGGGGUCUUCAGGCUUUGCUUGUCCAGCCGGACCAUCAGCUUUGUGAAGCUGAACUCUGAAAGGGCAGCAGUUUGUUUACAGCUGAUGAACAUCAGAAGAUGCGGCCACUCGGACAGCUUCUUCUUCAUCGAGGUUGGCCGAUCUGCAAUUACCGGGCCCGGGGAGUUCUGGAUGCAGGCUGAGGACUCGGUGGUGGCCCAGAAUAUCCACGAGACCAUCCUGGAAGCCAUGAAGGCUAUGAAAGAGCUCUCGGAGUUCAGGCCCAGGAGCAAAAGCCAGUCCGCUAGCACCAACCCGAUUUCGGUGCCGUCGCGACGCAACCUCAACAACUUGCCCCCGAGUCAGACCGGCUUGGUGAGAAGAUCCAGAACCGACAGCGCAGCUGCAACGUCCCCGGGGAGGAAGUUCACAUCCUGUCGGGUGAGAACCUCCAGCGAAGGAGACGGGAGCGUGUCGUGGCCUGUGUCCACGUCGAUGCCGGGGACCGGGACGGCUACCGGUCCUAACGUGGGCGCCCAACUCAGCCGGUCCCACACUCUGAGCAGCGGGCGUACUUGCAGGAUGCUCGAGUCGUCCUCGAACUUGCAUCACAGCCUGUCCAUACCGGCGUCCAACUCCCCUCCUGGCGCCUCCAGCCCCAUUAGUGUUUCUCCUGGGUGCCCCGGUCUCGCCACCCCCGACAAGGGUGGCCGACCCUUCAGCUGUAGCACAUCCAUCUCCGGUUCCCUUAGUGACACCGCAUUCAUGCUGUGCGAAGAUUACAGCUGUAGUCCGGUGGAAGCAAAGUUCACGUCCGACUCCUUGUCCAGCACCCCCCCGUCCCGCGACGAAGGAGCGGCGCUGGACAAAGCUUACAGGAAGCGAACCCACUCGCUCACUACGCCGCGUCAACAGAAGGUGGUGACGCCGCUGUCCUCCGCCUCCCUGGACGAGUACACGCUCAUGAGGUUGGCUCGCGAUGGAGAUGGACACAACUCCGCGUCGCCCAAAGUGAGCUACCCCGAAGAUUACGGAGACGUAGAAAUCGGUUCAUCCCGAAGUUCAAGUAGUAACCUGGGCGACGACGGCUAUGUGGCGAUGACUCCGGGGGUGGUACCGUUCUCCGGCAAGGUAGACAACUACCUACCCAUGAGCCCCAUGUGCGUCUCUGCUCCGAAGCAGAUCAUCAACCCCAGAGUUCGUCCCCAUGGGGUGGCCGCCAGGGGCUACAAGACCAGCUCCCCGUCCAACAUGUCCCUGGAGGACAACGGUUACAUGAGAAUGUGGUGUGGCUCCAAGUCCUCCAUGGACAGCCCAGACCGGCACGGAGAAUACAUGAACAUGUCACCGGGAAACCCACCUGCACUCCAGACCCCACCUGACUACUACACCGGGAGGGCGGCGUACCAGUCGGGUUCCUUAUCUCUCCCCGCCAAAAGCCCCGCCUCCAAGAGUGACGACGGAGGUCAGUAUGUGUUGAUGAGCCCUCAAAGUUCCUUCCCGAGGGCGUCGGAUUGCGACGACUAUUCUGUGAUGCAAGCUCAAACCUUGCCGCCGAGUCCGGCCAGACACGGUUGGGCGGCGGACAACCUGCCCCACAGGGGGAGGCAAUGCCGGCCCAACAGGCUGUCCCUGGACGCCGUCAGGACCCUGCCUAGCAUGAACGAGCACCCGCUGCCUGGGGAGCCCCGCAGCCCCGGAGAGUACAUAAACAUCAACUAUGGUAAAAAACGGUUCUCUCCGACUUCUACGGGGUCUGAAGAGAGACUCUUGUCGUCUUUGAGUCCCCACAACGAGCGCCCGAGGAACACUUCCUGUGACCUUGCCUUGCACCUGCCGGAGGCUGCGGUCCCAGACCGGUCUGCAUGUCCCAGUUCUGAAGAGUACCGUCUGGAUGGUGGGACCGGGCCCAGGGAGGGGACUGACGUGGAGAGCGACUACACGGAAAGGACGUUUGGGAUGACCAGCUCGCCCCCGCAGCUGGUUCCUCAGGGCUCCACAAGUGGCGAGAACAUCAGAGGGAGGAAGCCGGCCAUCUCAGAAGGCAUCGGCGUCUUCCUCCUGGAGGAGGCCCCCUCCUGCCUCCUGGACCCUGUCGGCUCCGCAAAGGUGAUCCGCGCCAACCCGCAAGGACGUCGGCGCCACAGCUCCGAGACCUUCUCCUCCACGGCCACGGUGACACCCGUCAUCCCUUCCUUCGCUCGUGGCGAGAUCGGGAAGAGGCACAGCUCGGUGGAGAACAUCUCGUCGCGAAGCAGCGAGGGCUCCGACGAAGAGUGCGGCGGCAGCCCUAUGGACCGGGCGGCGGGUUACCCGCACGGACUUGACUACAUCGCCUUGAACCUCCUGGACGGCAAACGCGAACGUAUGGUUGGCUUCAAAGCGGCGAGCAGCUGCAAGGGUGGCGUGGGCGGAUUACACAGCGCGCCCUACGUCUGCUUGGGCUUCAAGGAGGCUGCCACCACCGCCAAAGACUGAGGUAGACGUCAACAAGACACCUGCACUGACCGCAAAAGAAGGCACGCGACCUCCAAGCUACACGCACACACGGUUAAAGAUGGCUGCUGAGGGCAGGAUGCGCAUGUGUGUGUGUUUGUUUUUGCUGCAACCCAAAUGUGAGCACACAAACCAAGGUACCAAGACUAUUUAUUGUGACGACUCCCGGUGUGAGUGCGGCUACGAUAUGGCUAUGCUUUUUUUCUUUGCUUCAAAA